GUUAACAUUUGUAUAAAUUUUAAAGAUGUGAUAUGCAUGUGGACCCACUAACAAAAAGAAUAUUAUUCGGUAACUUAAUCAAAGAAGUAUAAAGUUUGAAGAUUUAGUCUUUUUCAGUUGAUUGUAACGGACGGAUAUGAGAGGCAGUUGUUUAAUAUUUGCAUUUUGCAGAAGACAAACUUUUAAAGACAAGUUGGAAAUUAUAUAAUUCUUCAAAUCUGUCAUGGAAUAUAUGGACUAACCUUACCGAUUCUACUAUUGUUCCCCUCCGUUGUUCACAUAUUCAUUGUGGCUAAGAUCAGGAAUUGUUCACCUGAGGUAACAUGAGCUCUAAGAGUUCUCCGUCAAGCAUCACUAAUACACUAAAUGACAGCAGACCACCAGCUAAUGUCGAACCAUACCGCUGGAAGAAUUCUAGACUACGUAAGUUUAUUAAUCAAUAUCUUCUUUGACGAUGCAACGCUAGUCAAUUUUGACUUAAGACGAUAUAAGUCAAAAUUCUAUCGUCGUCUCAAAAAGUACAAUCUGGAUUGGAAGAAGCGUGUAGAAGAAUUAUAUGCGAAAAUUCGUGAAAGUGAACCACAGCUUGAAAUAAUGCCAGGAAACAUGGUUAAUUACCAAAUAAUUAGCAAUGCAAAACUACUGCAAACCAAAGUACCUUUUUUAGGAAAACUUUGUUUUUUAACUGUGAUCUUACGAAUAAAUCAACUAACACUGUUUUAUGGCUGUAAACUCUUCUGACUGUUAACAAGUUUUCAUAAUUAUGAGAUUUAAAACGCCACUUCAGAAAUUCCCAAAAUAUACUUCAAUUACCUAAUCGAUUUUGGUAUUUCUUAACG
Trichobilharzia regenti is the source of this 839-nucleotide messenger RNA. Lineage: Eukaryota; Metazoa; Platyhelminthes; Trematoda; Strigeidida; Schistosomatidae. The record is from the annotation of a GenBank genome assembly.